AUGGCGUCUUUGAAUGCCAUCAACAAGAACGCCGUAAUGUUACAAACGGCUCAAGUAUGGAUAGACGGACGGGACCGGGAGCGUCUUGCUCGCUGUCUGUUUGACGGAGGCAGCCAACGUUCAUUCGUCACCGAGCAGCUCUCGCGAGAGCUGAAGUUGGAAGUGAUCGGCGAGGAGGAGGUGACCAUCUAUUCGUUUGGCAGAACAGCCGGUGGAACUACGAGGAAACUUCGGCUAGUGCGACUUUGGUUGCGAAGCCAAUACAGCCGCAAAGAACACUGCUUGGAAGCCCUUGAAAUAGAAAACAUCUGUUCUGACCAGUUGGUCCUUCCAGACAACGUGGUUGACCUUGCUGGCGUGGGAGAGCUAGAAUUAGCCGAUGUAACCUUUCCACCCUUCCUUAAUUCCAAGCGGAAUAUUGAAAUCCUAGUGGGAGCAGAUCAAUAUUGGAAUAUGGUGAGCGGGGAAGUCCGCAAGAUACACGGAUCCUUGGUCGCGCUGAAGACGGACUUUGGCUGGACACUGCAGGGCCCAGUUCCUGAGGUUGCUUCUGUGCUGUCCUGCACUACUGUGGCCGUCUUGAACACUGGCGUCGCAAAACCGACCUUGAGCCUCUCAAACGAACUUCGAGCCUUCUCUCUGGUCAUGGGCCGUUAUAAGGCAAACCUCCCGUGGAAGCCCCUAAAUCGACCCCUAGAGAACAACGAAGCCGUUGCGCUACAGCGUCUGGACAAGUUGGUUCGGCGUUUAAGAGGCAACACCGAAAGACUGACGCAGUACGACUCAGCGAUCCGUAGCUACCUGAAAGAAGGCUUUGCUGAAAAAGUGCCAGCAGGCGAGGUGGACACCACUUGGAAACGAGUUUACUGCACGCCUCAUCGUGCUCGCAGUGACGAUAACAGCCGAGAUGUUAUUUACUCCGCUACCUUCAAGCGUAAGUCUGAGAUGGAGCAGCUGGAUAAAGGCUCUGCAUCAUCUCGAGGACAUUUCGAUUCCUCGUCGCUAUGCUGCAUACGGCGGUCGAACUGA
Messenger RNA from Ixodes scapularis (black-legged tick), 1029 nucleotides. RefSeq lists its product as uncharacterized. NCBI's taxonomy places the organism in Eukaryota, Metazoa, Arthropoda, Arachnida, Ixodida, Ixodidae. The transcript is spliced from 3 exons. The record is from RefSeq and is a predicted model, not a curated record. The coding region runs from base 1 to 1029 and encodes 342 amino acids.